AUGAACAUCAAGAGUGCAAUAUACCUGCUUUGUCUCUUACAUCUUAAUUUGGGAGCUAAUGAGGUGGCCAUCACCUCUAGUGGUCAUCGCUGGCCGUGGGACAUAUCUCAAACCCUGACAAUCAGGGGCCGAAAACAGUGUACACGGGAGUGUCAGAUGAGGGGGUCCGCGUGUCUCGCCGUGAAUUAUAAGGCAGGGAGUUUGCUUUGUGAAAUCUUAGGAAGUACACCCAACAACUUAACAGAGCUAACUGUUGACGUUAGCUAUGAUUACAUUGCAAUGUUUUCUCAAACAUCGGUAUUUUCCUCCGCAGUUUGUGAUAGUGAAUGUUCGUCAACAGCCGGAUACUGUUUACAACUAUCAUCUGGAGUAAACUACUGCAGAAAAAAGAAUCCUACUUGUCCGACAAACUACAGGUUUUCGGCUCCCCUGAAUUUUUGCUAUCUUGUCGUCACCACACCUGCAGACUUUUUAACUGCCAAGGAACACUGUGAAAGCUUACAUUCAAGGUUGGCUGUUCUUCCAACGAUGGAAUACAUAGACUAUUUAAGAGCAGAAAGGACGGGUGGUUUCCUGAGUAGCCUGAGGUACAUGGUUGGAGGUCAGUGGGAUAUGACUGCUGGACAAUGGCGAUGGUUGGACGGAAAUUUGAUUUUUGCUAAUAUCGAUAUUUCAAAAUGCCGUAUAACUCUAAAUGAAGGAGUCAUCGCUUGGGAGAACAAGUACGGACUGAUGGAUAUUAGUUCUACAAACCAAUUGGAGUUUUUAUGUGAGAAAGUUCUGCAUUAG
Messenger RNA from Saccostrea echinata, 789 nucleotides. RefSeq lists its product as uncharacterized. NCBI's taxonomy places the organism in Eukaryota, Metazoa, Mollusca, Bivalvia, Ostreida, Ostreidae. The transcript is spliced from 4 exons. The record is from RefSeq and is a predicted model, not a curated record. The coding region runs from base 1 to 789 and encodes 262 amino acids.